UCUUUUGUUAGGAAACUAUGUAUAACUUUUUGAAGAAAAUCUAAACUAUAUAUGCAUAGAUGCAAAUGCAGUCCUUCCAGCAACUUAAUUUUUUUGGUAAAAUGUUCCAAAAUUACAACCCUUUUUUUUUUUAAUUUUUUUUUGGUUUAUGAAAAACAGAAUUAAAGUUGGGGGAAUUCACUGCCAAAGAUUACUUCACUGUCAUAACUUGGAAUUAUUCCCCCUCCCCAGUUAAAAGGAAAAAAAAAAAAUUGGAAGUAUCUGGCACUGUAUCCCAUGCUCUAAAAUUUCGAACCCCUUUUAAGGUACACCUAGCUUUGUCCCUUAAAGUGCACCUACCCAUUCGGUCGGAACAUGCAUACAAAGCAUCUUUCAAGGAGUAGCAUCCAAAAACCAAGUUCAGUAGAUAUUCAAAACCACAACUAUCAGCCAAACUGGAUCAUCUUAUAUUUCCAAAAACCAACCCGCUGUCUAUUUCUCAAUCUGAUCUCCAAGAUUCCGAAAUUUCAAUGGCUUCAAACUCCACCAAGCUUCACUUUGUUAUGAUUCCAUUCAUGUGCCCGGGCACCUUUUCCCAAUGGCCGACAUGACCAUCCUAUUUGCCGAGCGCGGUGUGUCGGUCACCCUUGUCACCACACCCCUCAAUGCCCUCAGAAUAAAACCAACCAUUGACCGAGCCACUGUUUCGGGACUCCCUGUUCGACUCGUCCAACUCGAUCUGCCACUCCAUGACGUUGGCUUGCCACAAGGAUGUGAAAGCUUUGAAUUAGUCCCUUCACGAAGCUUGUUUUGGAAUUUCUUUGCUGCGCUUAGCAAGCUUCAAAAACCAGUCGAACAGUUGUUGCAAGAGCUUGACACCAGUCCCAGUUGCAUAAUAUCUGAUAAGAAUCUUAUAUGGACGGCUGAUAUUGCCACCAAGUUUGGGAUACCAAGGAUCCUAUUCGAUGGGACAAGUUGUUUUUCACUCUUGUGCAAUCACAAUAUCGUCGCAUCCAACAUCCACGAGAGUGUAUCCGAAUCGGAGCCCUUUCUGGUGCCCGGUCUUGGUGAUCGUAUCGAAUUCACUACGGCCCAAUUACCAGGGGAUUUGAAUUCACGUUCAAAAGAUUACAAAGAUUUUCACAAGAAAGUGCGAGAAGCUGCGGAAGGAGCAUAUGGGGUGGUUGUGAAUAGUUUCGAGGAGAUAGAAUCAGAUUAUGUUGAAGAGUAUCGAAAGGCAAAAGGAGUCAAAGUUUGGUGUAUUGGCCCUGUUUCACUAUCCAACAAAACAGAGUUGGAGAAGGCUGGGAGAGGUAAUUUGAACCCAGUUGGUGAAACCCACGAGUGCAUGAAGUGGCUUGAUUCGUUGCCUAAGAACUCCGCCGUUUAUGUUUGUCUUGGAAGUCUUUGCCGUCUCACAGUUGUACAACUAAUAGAGCUUGGUUUAGGCUUAGAAGCAUCAAAUAGGCCAUUCAUUUGGCUGAUAAAGGGAAAUAAAAGCCAAGAGAUAGAGAAAUGGAUACUAGAAGAUGGGUUUGAGGAGAAGAUGAAAGGCAGGGGUUUCUUAAUCCAUGGUUGGGCUCCACAGCUACUAAUAUUUUCACACCCUGCAGUAGGAGGAUUUUUAACUCACUGUGGUUGGAACUCAACUUUAGAAAGGGUAUCUGCAGGAAUACCAAUGAUAACUUGGCCUAUGUUUGCUGAUCAGUUCUAUAAUGAAAAGCUGAUUGUUCAAGUUCUAAAGAUUGGUGAGAGAGUGGGGGUUGAUGUAGGAAUUCCUAUUGGGGAUGAAGAGAAGUUUGGGGUGUUGGUGACAAGGAGGCAAGUUAAGAAGGCUAUUGAUAAAGUAAUGGCAGAUGGAAAACAAGGAGAAGAGAGAAGAGGAAGGGCAAAAAGGCUUGCAGAGAUUGCCAAAAAGGCAAUAGAAGAGGGAGGAUCUUCUUACCUUAACGUAUGUCUGCUUAUUGAAGAUAUGAAGCAACUAGCCUAUGUAUGAUAAAGCUUACUUAUAAGACAUUGACUUACGAUCAUGAAAUUUACCCAAAAAAAUCAUGAAAACUUUUUAUUUCAUUCAGUUGUUCAUGAUAAGUUGAUCAAUGAAAAUUUUCUUUGCCAAGUGAAAUCUUAUGUUC
Messenger RNA from Ziziphus jujuba (common jujube), 2111 nucleotides. RefSeq names its product UDP-glycosyltransferase 73C4-like. The record is from RefSeq and is a predicted model, not a curated record. Lineage: Eukaryota; Viridiplantae; Streptophyta; Magnoliopsida; Rosales; Rhamnaceae. Gene Ontology annotation, molecular function: UDP-glycosyltransferase activity. The coding region runs from base 578 to 1975 and encodes 465 amino acids. The transcript has a single exon.